Paraphaeosphaeria sporulosa is the source of this 3745-nucleotide messenger RNA. RefSeq names its product WD repeat protein-like protein. Gene Ontology annotation, cellular component: mitotic spindle. The transcript has a single exon. Gene Ontology annotation, molecular function: protein binding. Bases 258 to 3470 code for a protein of 1070 amino acids. Lineage: Eukaryota; Fungi; Ascomycota; Dothideomycetes; Pleosporales; Didymosphaeriaceae. Gene Ontology annotation, biological process: regulation of mitotic cell cycle; mitotic spindle organization. The record is from RefSeq and is a predicted model, not a curated record.
GCCGCAUUCACCUUCACCUUCACCUUGCGCGCGGUCUGGGAUACUGGACCUGAGGCGCGUGCCUUCACUGCCGACCGUGCGCGCAGCCACCCCUCCAUGGCCCCGAGGAGAGCAAGAAUCGGUUGUUGGCGCUAGCGGCCCGCUGGGUACAUUCCUACAUCACCUCAACGACCAGCAGCAGCAAGUGCGAUGGAGGCUGUUUGACAUGUCCCUGGCCAAGUGCAACACGCGAACCGUCGAUCUGUUCGGCCCUCGCCAUGUCGCUCACGCCAAACAACCCCAGAAUCAUGAGCCCGGCCUGGGGGAGCGGGCUCAAGCUCACGCCUUCGCCGUCGCCCUUCCUCAAGAAUACCCCGCUGCGCUCGCCCGUAAAAGCCCACCGCGCCGAAGCAUCGCUUGCCCUCCGCCAGGUCAUUGGCACGUCGGCCAGCUCGGCCAAUGCCUUCGACAGUCUCCCCAACGCGCGCUCCUUUGCCUUCUGCGCCGGCGCCGCCGCGGUGCUUGCGACGGUCGAUGACGAACAACAUGUCUCGCAGCGCUUCUACCGCGCGCGACCGACAGCGAACCCCAUAAACCCUUCCUCUUCCGCAUACGGAGGCCCGUCCACCCCGACGCAGAACGAGAGUCGGAACCGCACCGCCGCGUCCCUGCGCGAGUCUGGCAUUGGUGCGUCUCCCUUGGGAUCGCCUGCCAAUGACUGGAGUGCCUCGCCAGGCGGGACAUCGUGGUCAGCAAGAGACAGGAUAAAGGCUGCGACGUGUGUGGCCUUCAGUCCGGACGGCAAGUACCUUGCCGUUGGAGAGACGGGACACAAGCCGCGCGUGUUGAUCUUUUCGACUGCACCCGAUGCGCCUUCGGAAACCCCGCUCACUGCGCUCUCCGACCACACGUUUGGCGUCAGAUGCCUCGCCUUUUCUCCAGACUCACAGUACUUGGCUAGCCUGGGCUCCCCCAAUGACGGUUUCCUGUACAUAUGGAGCAUCAAUGCGCGCACGGGAGCUGCUAGCUUGUACGCCAGCAACAAGUGUACCAGUACCAUCAAUCGCAUGGCAUGGAUGGGCAACACUGUGGUGACGGUCGGCACCAGACAUGUCAAGGUCUGGCGCCUGGAGGACUCUCAUCCCGCAUCCCGCGUGUCCAAGACGCGCCAAAGCGAUGUGUCCUUCCUAUCGACCAGCGCGCACAAGACGCUACCUGGGAGGAACUGCAUCCUGGAAAGUCUACUCGAGGCCAACUUUACGAGUGUCGUGGCGGUGGCUCCCUCGAAAGCUAUCGUCGCGACAGACAAGGGUCAGCUCUGCCUGAUUGACGAUAGCGACGGCACCCAGCGGUUCUUCAAGGUUGCAGAAGCUGCAAUCGCCGUAACCUCGAUGGCGGUUGAUUCUCAAGGCAGACUCCAUAUCGCUAGCAGCCAAGGAGGGCUGAAAACGCUCAACAUAAGCGAUACCAUCGGCGUACUCACUCCACCCCCUUCACCCCCGCCCAGAGUAGAGUCCCCGACCGUCACCCUGAGCACGGACUCGAACAAGAUUGAAGCCGUAGGCUCGCUGCUCGAUUACCUUGUCACAGUUGACUCUCAGAAUUCAAUCCGAUUGUCCCAUCUACGCGCUCCCGACGACGAUACCAUGGUUGGUGAUGUCCUCCAAAAGCUCCCAGCUCAUGGUGACCCUGUGCUUGGGGUAGCACCGUUAGCCGAAUCGAACGCACUUGGAGCAUCAUUCUACACUUGGUCGACAGGUGGUGCUGUUCUUUACUGGAACCAAGUGGGUACCUACAAGCAAAUACUGGACGUCCCACUCGAACAGAUACCUGGCGUAGAUGAGGUCAAUGAACUCAAAACCGUUGCCUCAUCUGCUGACGCAAGUGUGCUUGUUACUGGUGACAAGUACGGUGUGCUUCGAAUCAUCGAUCGCCAGACACGAUCCAGUCUCGUUGAUAUGAAAGCGCACUCAAACGAAAUAACAGGCAUAGCCAUGUUUGAAAGUAAAGACAUGGCAUACAUUGCCAGUAGCGCUAGAGAUCGGCACAUCCAGAUACUCCAGAAGAAAAGUGAAAGCUGGGAUCUUCUGCAAACGCUUGACGAGCACGUGGGGGCAGUAACAGGAGUCAUAUUCUCCAGAAACGGAGAAAGACUCAUAUCCAUGAGCUCUGACCGCACUAUCGUCGUACGCGAACUUGUGUCUCGCCAGGACACAGAGAGCACAGACAGGGCUUUCAUCAUCUUGCGGACAAUCAUAUUGAAGUCAUCCCCUGUGUCCAUGACCUUGGACGCCGACCAAGACGAUGUCAUUCUGGUCUCCACGGUGGACCGUCAUGUACACAAAUACGAUUUGCGCAACGGUCAGUGUCUGAGCAGCUUUCGGGCUUCAGACGCUGAGGGUGGCGAUGCUGUCGUACUCUCCUCGCUGGCACAUAUUCCACGUACAUGGGGAUCCCCUCUCAUCGCUGGAGUGUCAAGUACCGACAAGUCCAUACGAAUUUACGAAGAGAAUGGAACCCUGGUUGCUCGUGAUUGGGGCCACACAGAAGGUGUGAGAGAUAUCACUCUGUUGAAGUCCGGCAGCGAACCAGACGAUGACAGUAGCGAGAGGUCACUAGUGACCGUCGCGGCCGACGGUACCAUUUUCGUCUGGGGUCUUUUGCUCAUUCCUUCGCGGCAACACAUGUCCCAUUCGAUGGACUUGCUUGGGCCAAGCACACCAUCGAAUAAAGAUCUCCUGGCAAGUAAGCCGCCACUGAGACGUGUUUUCUCUCAGUCGGAGCUUGCGCGAUUCCAGCGGUCGGAGGAUGACCAGACUACACCGACGGGUAAACGCUCCCCAACGCUGCGGAAGAAGCUUUCCAAGUUUUCUUUGGCAUCAACUCCCAAGUUAGAGCCCUCUCCCAUGUCCAGCAUGCCGAAAGACCGUGGCACAGGGUCCGCGCAGUCCAUGCGCCGGAUAAACCGCAACCGGUCGCCCUCGCCUCCAAGCCCCCGUCAUCCACAGGUCGCGAAGCGCCGCUUAUCGGUCGACGUCCGACUCCGCUCAAAACAACCUCCAGCAACAGAUUUUGGGAGCCUAACGUCAUCGACCGAGAGUCUCUGUCGGACGUUGCGGGCGUAUCGAAAGCGCAUUGCCAACAGCAACGAUAGCCUCGGCGCAGACGUCGUGCGUGAAGUGGAGCGAGAGCUGGCCUUGACCGCACGCGUGGUAGGGGAGAAGGCGAAGUCGAAUGUUGGGCUCAACGAGACAACGAUUCAGAAGAUACUCGAUCAGUACUCGGAGCGUCUAGUCAGCAUACUGGAUGAAAAAAUAUCUGCCAGCGUAGCCUUGCACGCAAGGCACAACAGCGAGAGUUCGGGAGGACUCGUUUCUCCCAUGCUACCACAAGAAGUAGAUGUGACAACGAGCAAAGAAGCGGACAGAGCGAGAGAAGAGUCUGCGACAAGCACGACUGACUCUCCCACCGAGAUAGCAUUCAGCCAGUAAGUUCGCGGUGCGGAGCAGCCAGCGGGAUGUUUUCAAUGCAAAGAUUUGGCGUUUAGGAUAGGUUACGGGAUGUUUGGGGCUACACAUGUGUAGGCGAGGUAAAGGCGUACAGUGAGGGCGCACCGCAUCCUUCCGCUCGGUAACGAUACCAUUUAUGAUGUACCAUAGCUUCGCUUCUCAGUUCUAGACCAAUAUGCCUCGCGCAGAGGCUUUCAUGCCGCCUACAGAGGCCUCCCACCUCGCACGUCUCCGCGUGGAGGCGUACAUUCAAGGCG